AUCACUGUUUUACCUUCUCAAUUUCUUCCUUCAUCAGCACGAGUCAUUGAUUUCGCUUGCUGGGUUCGAGCUGUUUUUCUAUGGGGAUCAUUCAUGAUUGUUGUUGCUAGUCUUCUUCUUAUCCUCGAUUUUGAUGAUUUUUUUUAGUUUCAUACUCUCUCUUUUCUUAACAGCCUCAGCUCAAUAAUUUGCUGAUAUCCUUGUUCCCCCAAUCGAGUCAAAUUUAUGAUCUUCCCGUGACUCAAUUGUGGAGCUCACCCUCUUCAUGCCAAUGGGCAUUCUGAAGAUCAACCAUAAGCUAUCAGGGGCGAGUAGCUAUUGCAACCAAACAUCUUACCCCUCUAAUCUCAAAGGCACUGGGAUGGAGGACAACCUAGCCUUGGGCACAGAAUCAGGGGAUGAUUGUGAUGAUUGUGCCCUUACAGAUGUGAACUGUGAACUAGGUAUGGUUGAUGAUCAGCUCUGCAUCAUACCAUACGAACUUUAUGACCUUCCACACUUAAGGGACAUAUUAUCUUUAGAAACAUGGAAUUUAUGUUUGACAGAGGAAGAAAGGUUCUUACUGUCAGCUUAUCUCCCUGAUAUGGAUCAGCAAACUUUUUUUCUGACUAUGAGCGAGCUCCUUGGUGGUAGUGAUGUAUUUUUUGGAAAUCCCCUGGACAAAUUUUUCCGAAGAUUGAAAGGUGGAUUUUAUCCACCAAAAGUGGCUUGUUAUAGAGAAUGUUUGCAGUUCUUUCAAAAGAGAAAGUAUUAUCAUUCCCUAAUAUCCUACCAUGAUAAAAUGGUUCAGAUGUUCAAGGACAUGGGGAGGGUGUGGGACGAGUGUGAAAUGAAGGUAGGUGUUACUGAAAGACUUUAUAUGUGGUCAAAAAAUAGAAAGCGGAGGGACGUUGAUUUGCUUGACCUUAAUACCGUUCCCACAGAUGGCUAUAUUCUAAAUGAGGAUGUUAAGUCAGAUGCAAUUGUGUGCCUUUUGUCAAAUAAAGUGAAGUCUAUGGAAAGUAAGAGACCAAAUAAUAUUUUGCCUUCUCUCGUACCAAGCUGUGGUGCCAGGGGUGUUCUAAAAGUUAAGGCAUCCAAGAAUAGUGCAUUCCAUAAUCGUACUCCAAAGAUCUUCAGGGACAUAUCAGAAGAGGGUCGAACUGUAGCAAAAGGUCUACUGAAAGUAGUUCCAAAAGGUCCUGCAGUUAGACCAAUGCAACCAAAUGUGAUGCCAAGACGACUGCAACCGAUUUCUCUGGUCAGAACUCAAGGUUCAGAGCAUUUUACUUCAUCUCCUCUUCCAACAUCUACAUACCCUGGGAAUGUAGGCGGGCUUAUUGAAUUACCUUCUCUUUGGCAGAAUGUUGGUGGCAGCAAGGUCCAUUCAAUUCCAGAAUUUCCUAAGUGUGUCUUGAAUCAUGAGGAGCUUACUUUACGAAGCAGUGGAGACGUGCAAAGUUCUACCAGAAAGAUAAACAGGGAAAUGGAUCUGUUUGACGAUAUUGAUGAUUCAGGAAAACACAAAUUGUUUGGAGGUGAUGAGAGAAAGGGUUUUAAUGGGGAACAUUGGUGUAAGAAAUUGGGCACAAUAAACAAAGAAUUUUGUCCAAAAUCCUUGGAGCAAUGCCCAUUUGCUAUUCCUUACUACCAACUUGAGCCGCACUUGCAUACCAUUCCUAAGGAGCGGAUCUCUAUCCAUUCAAGACUUCCAGAAGUGAUUCCGAGAAUUUCAGAUAUUGGCAGUGUUCCUCGGGAAAGAGCAAUAUCAACUUCCUCAUUUCAGAUUAAUGGCCAAAAUGAUGCAAGCAUCAGAAAACUUGAUAAUCUUUCGAGUAAUCACAGUGAGUCAGUGAGGAUCAAGGAUGAAGCUGUGCUUCCCUUAACAUACAAGCGAAGGAAGGGUCAAUUGAAGCUUAACUGUGAGGACUUGAGCAAAUCAGUAACUGCAGGUGCUGAUCUGGAGCCUGGUAAUCCAAAAGAAUCAAAUCAACAACUCAGCAAAGCUGCAAAAUCAGUGAAGGUAAAGUUCAUGGGUUGGAAAGAUGCCCUGUUGGACAAGGGACCUUGAACGAAAUCUGAUGGAGCUAUAUAUGUAGGGCUCUUACAGAUACAUGGCUUCAUGCAUAUGUAAAUCAGUACAUACAUACGUAAAUGAAAAUCCUUAUGUCCAUGUUAUCUCUUUGCCAAUUGUUAUGUUUUUGGACGUCUCUUAGCUGCCCCAAAUACCUUGUCAGAUGAUACAAGGGAUACUGAUAAAUUUGGUCACCUUGUCGCAGUUCAAGGUGGGUAAAAGUUAAUUCAAGUUUUUGUUGAGUAA
This is a messenger RNA of Carica papaya (papaya), 2299 nucleotides long. RefSeq lists its product as uncharacterized. The record is from RefSeq and is a predicted model, not a curated record. Gene Ontology annotation, cellular component: Ino80 complex. NCBI's taxonomy places the organism in Eukaryota, Viridiplantae, Streptophyta, Magnoliopsida, Brassicales, Caricaceae.